CAGCCACCUGCUAUAAUGCACCCCCUGUUUUCGACGGUGAGGAAGGGCGCCACGGCCGCCACCUUCUUUCCCACAUUUGUCCUAAAUGUUUUCUAUUUUGUCCGUAUAAACUAUAGAGGUGGCAGUAGAAUAAAAUGUUAAGGGCCGCCUCAUAAAUUCCUCCUUUCUUCUUUUUACUCCGCCAGUUCUCAUAAACCCUAGAUAAAAACUUUCUGAAAUUGGAAUCCACCAAAGAAGAAGAAGAUAGGAAUCGUCUCAAUCUUAUCACCUGAUUUUAUCCCCAAUUGUGCCUGUUAUCGUCUUCUUUGAGGUUUAUCUGUUUAUAUUACAUUAAGUCUUUGGUUCCUCUUGGAAUGGAUGAAGAGAUCAUACUGCAAAAGAGCGAAAAGAAAAAGCACAAGAGAAACAAGGAGAGGCUUUGAGCACUUCCAAAGUACCGAAAGAGAAGAAGCACAAGAAAAGCAAGGACAACGAGUCUAUUAGUUCUUCAGAAGUACCUACAGAGAAGAAGAAGCACAAGAAAAGCAAGGAAAAAGAGGCUUUAAGUUCCUCAGAAGUACCUAUAGAUGUGGGGGGUGAAAAAAAAUGUCAAGGGGUCUGGGGACAAAGAAGGUAUUCCUGAUGACGGGAGAGAAGAAAGUGGUAAACGCAAAAAGAAUAAAGGCAAGGAAAAGGUUACGGAGUACAGUGAUGUGGAGUCUGCAACUGAUCAAGCGGCUUUUAAAGGGAAGGAUGACAUUGAUGUGAGUGGUGAAGUGGAGAAGGAUAAGGGUAAAAAAAAUAAAAGAAAGAAUACAAAUGGAGGUGAUUCCAUGGAAAGCUACAUUGAGAAGCCUGGUGGUGAAGCUCAAUCUGGUUCUAGUUCUUCUAAGAAGAGGAACCGAGAGGAGGAAGUUCUAGAUGUAGCGAUUGGGGAGGAGAAGACCAAAAUGGAUGUAAAUUUUGAAUAUACGAAAGCGAAUGUUGGAGAUGUUGAAACAGAGAACAGUCUUGGAAGCAUGAAUGAACAUUUGAGGAACUCGUAUGCUAAAAAAUCAUCCAAAAGAGUAAAAUUUGCUAGUCAUGUAGAAGUCUUCCCCUCAUCUGAUGACCAAGAUGAUCGGGAGGAAAACCUAGGAAAUAAGUUGGUUCAAGGUAAGAGGUUCACGAGGAAAGAAGAUCAAAUAAUCAAAGAUGCUGUUCACGAGUAUAUAGAGUGAUGCAACUUGGUUUAGAGUUGGAGGAUUUGAAGUUAUGUUCUCAUUGGUAACAUGUUCUAGAGGCACGUGGUAGAGAAACACACCCAGGGAGCAUGACUGUGGCCCCCAGAAUAUAAUGUCUGCCAAUCCCACCUCCAAUCUGCAGCAUCUAGACACCAAAUUUCCAUGUUCAUUACUUCUACUCGAUUAAUAUUGUCAACUACAACAUCCGCUAAGAAGUUUGCUGGCGUGCUUUCAUCCCUUGCUAUAUGUUACAGAUUUCUUAUUGAUGGUAGAGCACCACAUUAAUAGCCAUAAUCCGUUAAUGUUCUUCGGCACAUGAGUUGGGUGAGGAAGGCUUGGAUAUGAUUCUGAACUGCAGGAAGCAUCCAAAUAUAAGAACAUGUUGGAGGGAAAUAGGGGCUGCCUUACCGUAUAGGCCUUACAAUGCAGUGUAUCAGAGAGGACAUAUUUUGUUCGAGAGGUCAGAGUCACGAAAUUGGACUGAGGAUGAGAAAGCAGUUGUCUUAAAGUUUUAUGAAAAGCAUGGACCAGAUUGGAAAAGCUUGGCCCAGAUCCUUGGAAAAAAUCGACAUCAUGUGAGGGAAACAUGGCGUCACACAUCUCGCACUGGUCUUAAGAAGGGUAACUGGACUCAGAAGGAGUAUCAGUCUUUGUUUCAUUUAGUAAACAAGGAUUUGAGAAUGCGUAUGUAUGAGGAAAAACCAUCGAAGCAUGGCAUGAUACGUGACAAUAUCAGUUGGCAAGCGAUUAGUGACCGUUUGACUACUCGAACAGAAAUGAGAUGCUGUAAGAAAUGGUAUGACCAAUUAUCAUCAUCUAUGGUAAAAGAAGGUAAAUGGGCCAACACAGACGAUUACCGAUUGCUGGAUGAACUUCUUAGGCUGGAUGCUUGCUGUGUUGAAGAUGUUGACUGGGAUAAUCUUCUUGAGCAUAGGUCUGGAUAUAUUUCUCUGAAACGUUGGAGACAGAUGGUAAACCACAUUGGUAUACAUGGACUACAAUCCUUUGCAGACCAAGUAGAAGUGCUCUCCAAGCGCUAUUGUCCUGAGCUACUUGAAGUCAGGGAAGCUCUUGACAGCAGACCUGUGGUUGAUUGAUGUGUGGAUGUGGAACCGUGGGCUCAACAGAGAGGAUGGCAGGAAGGUCAAGCCCAUAACAAAAAGACUACUCUUCAGACUAAAUUGGUGCUUGUAAGUAUGCAUUUGAUUCUCAUAGUUCCCGAUGUUUGGAAGUAGUUAUGUACUUCAGGCACCCUACUCCCCGCACUUGCAUAUGUAAUUAUAUGGAAGAGGGGCAUGGCCCUGGUUACCCAAAAUCUGUCAUUGAAUUCAAUGGCUAGGAAGGAGUGUGUAUCAUACAAUGAAUCUUCGCUUAACCCUCAUAAUAGAUGGUAUGGGAAAGCUUCCACCGCCACGCCCUUGCAGCACCACUUGUAACCUAGACGCCAAUGUUCAGAUCUCUGUAAGGAGAGGUCAGGCACUGUGGAAUUAUAAACUAUAGCAAUCUUGGUGAUAGUUGCAUCCAAUUUAAGUUAUUUAACACUAACCAGAUAUUGUGUUUAUCUUGAUGGGCCUGGGGUACACCCCCACCCCCAGGCUCAGUCAGGGAUACUGUCUGUACAGGUUUUAAAGUAACCCUCAUAACAUACUUUCUUCUUUUCAUUCCUUCUUCAGUUGGCAAUGUUGGUUUAAGUUCUAAGACUGCGUUAUUAAAGAUGUCGGCAUAUCUACCUAACAAAAUAGCUAGAUGGGAAGUUUUUGUUAGUCGAAUUUUUGCGUUGGCUGUGUCCCAUCCCAUGUGCAGGUUGUAGCAUCAACCAACUAGGAGAUUGAUUUUUACAUUCUUGAGUACCCAAAUUUGCCUCCUUUUACGGCUCUCUGAGAAUGUGUUUGAAUUUGUCCGAAGAAGAUUAGUACUUGGUACCUUAGUUAUAUGUUUGGGCCAAUUUUUUUCUUCAUAUAACCAGAUUUAUCCGGGUAAUCAGGCACUGUUAAUAAAACUAGGAGAUAA
Messenger RNA from Papaver somniferum (opium poppy), 3212 nucleotides. Its product is annotated as cyclin-D-binding Myb-like transcription factor 1. NCBI's taxonomy places the organism in Eukaryota, Viridiplantae, Streptophyta, Magnoliopsida, Ranunculales, Papaveraceae. The transcript is spliced from 11 exons. Bases 1544 to 2299 code for a protein of 251 amino acids. The record is from RefSeq and is a predicted model, not a curated record.